CUUCAACCUAUUUAUAUACUUUAUUCAGUCUAUGACUGGCAUGUGCUGUCCGAUACGCAUUGGGUGUCGUGUGUGUAGUGGUGUACAUGCAGUCUAGUAGUCAGAAGCACUCCCGUCCAGUGCUUUCGUGUGUGUCCAUUGACAGUUGUGCGUCAGACUGAUCAGCUCCGUAAACUUACGUGUGCAUGACGCCAACUGCAACAUGUUCUUCAAUCGCAAAGUUGAGCUGGUGGACACCUCUGGCCUACACGGUCUAUCGUUGGGGUUUGAUUUAGACCCCAAUUCACUCUAUACAUAUCUUGAGAACAUAUCCAAAGGAGAGACAAAUGGUUUACCACCCCCUGCAACUUGUGAGUUGAUUAAGUCUUUGCUCGAUGUCAAGCAGCAGCCCGCGCGGCGUCGGCCAAGGAGGCCACGAGUUAUGCAGAACUAUAACCGUAACACCGAUAAAAUAGGAACCAUGACCAAAGAGGCGAUGGCUGAUCUUCUGGAGACGACGUCUACUCUGUUGAGGAUGCGUGUGAGUCGUCGCAAGGGCUUAGCGCUGGUGGUGAUUGCUGAGUUGGGCGUGAAUCUGGCGUAUCUGGAAGAUCACUUGCCGUGGCCCAUAUUACGAGCGCUGCUAUGGCCUUUGCAGGGGACAGAACCACCCCCGGGGGCCACGACCAAGGUGUUCUGCCGAGAAUGGAAAGAGACAGAUCUUGAAGUAGGUGCACUGUACUACCACAGAUGGGUCCUGCGCGCCCUGGAACGGGGGACUGUAUCGCCCAUACUUCUGAUGCCCCGCACCCCCAACAUCAACACCAGCGCCUCCACAGGUGCACACGAACAAGACACGCCAGAGACACUCUCGCUCACACGAGUACUGGGACUGGAUAUGCCAGAGAUGCCGACCCCACCAGCUACCCCACGCCACACCCACGCACCGGACGACCUGGGCUUAGGCGGUGGCUUAGGCGUAGAGGGGAUUGUGGGCGUUGGGGGCAUUACGCCCAUAGGCAGCCCCGAUACGAGUGACGCGGAGAGCGACAGUGGAGGGCAUGACAGCGACACAGACGAGGUGUGGGUGGGCACAGGCGGCCGAGUGUUUGAGGACGCCGAGGACGACGAGACCGAGGCCGCGGCUUUGGCCAGAGAUCCGUUGUUAGCAGGUGCGCAUGGGUUGGACUUGGGCAUUGCACACCACACACCGGACAUCAGCACUCUCGAGGACACCUCAGCUGACACCGCAGAUACGUCGGUGCGCAGAGUGUCUGACUUUGUGGAGAAGUACAUCGGAAUGGCCCCCGAGGCUGUCAAAGAGGAUGGGACGGAUGGGCCAGCUGAGACAAUUAAAGAGGAGGGGCGCUCGGAUGUGCUGGUGCCCCUCUGGCCGGGGUCGUCGCGCAAGGUGUCGGUGAAGGUGAUGUGCGUGCAGCUGCUGUAUGAGUUGGGGAGAUUCCACUCAUUCCGCAAUAACUAUCAGAACGCGUACGAGUGCUUCUCUCGUGUGCUGGACGUGUGGAGGGACGUGUGUGAGUUGCCAGAGGAGGCUGAUGAGCAUCACCGUAUAAUUGCAUUCAGCCUGGAGGAUGCCACCAACUGGAUGCUUGCGGUGAUGCACAUGUUGCAGGGCGACGACGCGCCGCUCACUGUAGACUGUGCCGCUGCGCUGGCGAACUCGAAACAGGGGCCAAGUGAUGCGGAUCUUGGGCCUAUUGGAGGGGGUCUCGGGCUUCAAGGAAAAACGGCCCUGCAGAUAUAUGCACAACAGUACAUGGACGUGGAGAAGACCUUUAUAGGCGACAAUUUGACCGAUGAGCUGUCAGAUGCCUUCCGCUACAGUGUGCAGUGCGAGAGCGAUUACUGGGCUGAGAUAGGCCUCCCCCGUGACAGCAGCAGCGCCAACGAUCCCAAGAAGGAUGACAGGAAAACCAAGAGUGAUGAUAACAACACCAACAACAACAACACCAACAACAACACCAACGACAACAGUAGUGAAAACAAAGUACAUACACAGGACAACACUGAGCAGACAACGCACAGCACUGCCGACAGCGGCCACAAGAGCCACGUACUGAUCAGCUGGGGCUGGCGCAUGCGCAUUCUCAACGCUAUCAAGGGAAGCAUCUACAACCGCACUUCUGACCCCGCGAUCUUCCACAACAUGAACGAGACCCAAUGCAAAGCCGCCAUGGCCUACUUCCUCACAACUUGUGAUCAGCUGAGAGCGAGGUACCGCACUUUAAACCACACCCGGGCCAAUGGGCUGCCCAGGAGUUGGAGUGUGUGCCGUCAACGCCUGUGCAGGUUAGCGCAGAUGGCGCACUUCUGCACAAAGGACUUGCGCACGUGGAUGGAUGGAGCAGAUGCGAUGGCCGACGACGACGUGAUUGACUUUACCAUAUUAGGGGCGACAAACCACAAUGCACAUACCAACCCCGGACCAGGUGAUAGUAGACAAAUAACCAGGAGUGCAUGCGAGAGCGAUAACAUGGACAUAGACAAUAUCUCGGAUACAACGGACCGGCCUAUGGAUGAGUCAAAUGUGAUGGGCCACGGGAGAAAUGCCGUACGAAGAGAACCGGAGACACAGACACAAGCACACGAGAGUUCACACAGCCAUAAGAUGCCCGAGACAGAUGCAGUGACAUCUGUUUUCUGCACUGACUCGUGGGAUGACUUUGUUAAAAGUUCCGAACUCUCGCGCGCACUCAAUCUGGCGAUGGGCGAUGGCGAUGAGUCAUGGAUCACUGGGGAACUGCCGCAGAAGAUGCUAGCUAAGGAUGCCUUUGCGCGGGAGGGAAUGGGGCGGCUGAGUCAUUCGGAGGUGUUACUUCUGGGAUUGCCCUCUAAGCUGUUGUGGCACAACGACGCACAGGCGUACACAUACACAGGGGUUGACUACAGUCUGUUGGAUCCAGUGGAUAGUACGGGCCAGUUAGUGCGCACUGCGAGACUGCAAGUGGGGGGGGGGCCUUGGGGUGGCGGAGGGGGUGGCUUAGGCGGUUCUGGAGCAUGUACCACGACACAGCAACUGGAAAGAGAUGUGUACGCCGUUGCGAAGAAGUUAGAGUGUAUGAUCAAACAAGUGAUGAUUAAUGAACAGGGCGCUUCAAUCGAUCGCGUGGCCGUUACGUUUGAGCUAUGUGACGUCCAUCUUGUGCGAGAGGGUAUGAUCAGGGCGUGCGUGGUGUGGCGGAAGCGUUGCCAUGACAACGCCGAGAAGUUUCUGCGCGGGGUGUGUGCUACGCUGGAGGAUCUGGAGGGCCACAUGAGAGAUCGCUUGCAAUUGCGAACGAUGAAUGAACUCGUGGUACCGGCUCUCAAGGCCAUCCACGACUGCUCACAGCGCGUGUCGUGGCACAUCGCAACAGUGCUGGCGGACAAAGUUAACAAAGAAGCGCAGGAGAUGUUUAAGGUGGGAUACGAACUCAGCGACCAAUCAGAAUGCGCCGACGCCCUCAUCAAAGAGCUCGAGGUGUGUACAGCCGACCUAGCCGAUAAGAAGGCGCCAGCUUAUCUGACCCAACCACAGCUGCUGAGUGUGCUGUGUGCUCUGGCAAAUGUGGGGCUGUCUCCUGGGUGUGGCUUGUGGGAGUCUGUCAUGGCGUUUGCGAACACCUCAUCGCCUGAGGACAAGGGCGUCAAACGACGGCACCCAGACGGACAUCCAUUAGCACCACGUGAUUCGUCUGGGCUGUCCCGCCAGCACUCAUCAGCCAAUGAUAGUGUAGAGAAUACACACCGGAGCACCGCCCAAUCUAUUUAUAGCCAGGCGCCACACAGUGCAAACAACUAUCUGAAGUUCAUCUGCAAUCUGGCAGGCAGAGUCAGUGGCGACAGCGACGACGAGAUGGACGACGACGAUGACACACGCGCUAAGGACGUUCAAGAGUCCACUGAAGAGCAGAGGACUGAGAUGCGCGAUGAUUUCGAACUGUUUCUGCUACAGCUGGCUAUGGAUGUGGAGAACUCUCCCCAUAAACACGAGACCAAUGUAAAGCCCAUACCCACCCCAACAGCCCCCACUCACCUGCCGUUGCUGUCCCAAGUGAUGUCCCGUUUGUACCGUAAAGACUUGGUGCUGGGGUGCAUGGGUGGACUGGCCUUGGCCUUAGACCUGGUGUCGCCAGUGCAAAGGCCAGCGUCCAGCACCACAGAAGCGCACAAUCACAAAGACCCUCAGAACACUUCCAGCAGAGGCUCUAAACCCAACUCGGGCGCACCAACCGACCCCCCCAAAGCCUCCGACAAGGCCUCCAAAAGACCCCACUUCAAAUGUAUAAACACCCCCACCACCGGGCCACGCCAUGAUCUCAACAAAGUGCUCAAGGACGGGUGUGCCGUGGUAGCAGACAGUGCAGCACAGGCAGGCAGAGGCAUUCGCCUGACACACCUGCGGGCCACAGGCGCUGUGGCCACACAGGACCUCAAGAAAAACGCCACGUACUUCUUCCACACUCUGGGCACGAGAGAGCCUCCGAUCAAUAACGACCAUUGGGAUGCCAGUAUUACCAGCGCGUGUGUGGCUAUCUUCGAGCCACGUGCGUGCGUUGAGCUGAAACGUGGAGACCCCACCCUCACCCUGUGCCUGGCAGAUGUUCGGUACCACUGCGGGUUGUACCAGGAAACCCUGCGCCUGUUCCUGCAGUUGGGGGUGACGGUCACCGACUUCUUCGGCAGUGUCGGGCCGUUGCUGAACGUAUGGAAUCAACGGUCCCUCAGGAAAAUGGUACACUCCCUUGUCCACAUGAGAGCCUUCGUCGAGGCGUCUGUCUUGGCGCAGCUCAUCAGCGAGAAGGGCAACGUCACGCGACAGGCCAUUCUCCGCAUGGCAUACAACCCCCCCGCAAGCACACCCACACCCUACACAGACAUAGACACCCACACACAGAGAAGCACUGUGUCUACGGAGGGCUAUGCUAUGGGUGUGCCAGUGGUCCCCAUAGUCAACAACAGGUACUUCCACUACUUCUGGGAUCAGACCACUGUGGAGAUACUGCUGAGCAUGUGUGCGGAGAGGAAUGUCCCGGAUCACCAGCGCCUGGCGGCGCAGCUGUACAGCGACAGGGGGGCCAACUGGUGCAAUGUGGCGGAAGUGCAGAAGGCCUGGGCCUUAGACCGACAGAAGAAGUUCCUCAUCGAACUAGCGCAUGACUUCAUGCCGUGAAUGCGGGGCAACUGUUGCCGAGAACAGAAAUAAAGCCUUCUUCAUAUCACACG
Messenger RNA from Sphaeroforma arctica JP610, 5205 nucleotides. RefSeq lists its product as hypothetical. Gene Ontology annotation, cellular component: integrator complex. The record is from RefSeq and is a predicted model, not a curated record. Gene Ontology annotation, molecular function: protein binding. Gene Ontology annotation, biological process: snRNA 3'-end processing. NCBI's taxonomy places the organism in Eukaryota, Ichthyosporea, Ichthyophonida. The coding region runs from base 203 to 5152 and encodes 1649 amino acids. The transcript is spliced from 24 exons.